Molecule: messenger RNA, 1066 nt
Organism: Nerophis lumbriciformis (worm pipefish)
Lineage: Eukaryota; Metazoa; Chordata; Actinopteri; Syngnathiformes; Syngnathidae
Gene: pigf
Product: phosphatidylinositol glycan anchor biosynthesis, class F
Biological process (GO): GPI anchor biosynthetic process
Cellular component (GO): endoplasmic reticulum membrane
Source: RefSeq, a predicted model, not a curated record
UUACAAAUAAUAAAUACGUGUAUUUGGUAGUUAUAUAUCUAUUUAUGUAUUUUUUAUUAGUUUUUUGACGUGGAACUUUAAUUGUGAAAUUAAACAGGAAGUUUGCCCGACUCCAUGUUGACGGAAGUCAAGGGAAACUGUCAAUGGACGCUGCGCUUCUCUGCUCACUCCUUGUUUUGUUUUUUUCAUAAGUAAAUCUUAAUUGAACUUUUUGGUACUUUUGUAUUGUUUCCUCUCAAUCGACGCUCACGCUGACCGCAAUGUGGGACCACGAGAUCCGAGCCAUGGCGAGCACCCACGCCAUCAUCGCCGCUUCGGUGUUCGUGGCGACAGUGGUGCCCGCUGCUGUCGUACCGGGGUUCUCGGUGUACGGAACCCACCUUCUGUGGCUCUACUCGGUGUCCGGGGCGGUCACCUCGGUCAGUGUCGCCAUCUUCUGGCUGCUCGGCAUCUCCCCGCCGACCAAGAAGCACACGUUGGGAUACAAGCUGUCAAGGUUGUUCCGUUCCUGUUUGUACUUCUUCCUGUCCUGCUUGUUCUUCCACACAGUCGUGGUUCUCUACGGCGCCCCGCUGAUCGAGUCGGCGGUGGAGACCUUCUCUCUGGCCGUGCUGCUGUCCUCCCUCACCACCCUGAGGUGUCUCUGCGUCCUCGGCCCGAACGUCCAGGCCUGGAUCCGAGUGUUCAGUCGCCACGGGGCCAUGUCGGUGUGGGACACCUGCCUCCAGAUCACUGUGGCCCUUACGGUGGUGGGAGCUUGGGUGGGAGCCUUCCCGAUUCCUCUGGACUGGGACAGACCUUGGCAGGUUUGGCCAGUUUCUUGCAGCCUGGGCGCCAUAUUUGGCUACCUGUCGGGUCUGGUGGUGGCGCCGGCGUGGAUCCACUUCCAUCGCAAGCAGCUCACCUACAAGUGUAAAUAGAUGUGCACUCCUGGUAUUUAUUUGGAACAUUUAAGGACUGAACAAAAGGGCGACACUGGGUGUCCAAUGUUUUUUUUUACAGAAAAUAGAAGGAUUAUGGGGUGCACUUUUGACACGUGGUGUGCAUUAAACAUGAUAAAACGUCA